Zeugodacus cucurbitae (melon fly) is the source of this 901-nucleotide messenger RNA. It is a transcript of the gene Fkbp12, whose product is annotated as peptidyl-prolyl cis-trans isomerase Fkbp12. Gene Ontology annotation, molecular function: peptidyl-prolyl cis-trans isomerase activity. The record is from RefSeq and is a predicted model, not a curated record. NCBI's taxonomy places the organism in Eukaryota, Metazoa, Arthropoda, Insecta, Diptera, Tephritidae. The coding region runs from base 120 to 446 and encodes 108 amino acids. The transcript is spliced from 2 exons.
UUUCUCUACAAGAAUUUUCCGCAUUCUCAUUUUUUCACCGCCGGUGUUAGACGCAAAUUGAGUGUUUUUAAUAGAAGUGGGAAUUUAGCUCAUUGAAAAAAAGAAAUUUAUUAAGUAAAAUGGGCGUGCAAGUAGUACCAAUUUCUCCCGGUGAUGGUAGUACAUUCCCUAAAACUGGACAGGUGGUGUCUGUCCAUUACACUGGAACCUUAGAUAAUGGCACUAAGUUCGAUUCUUCACGUGAUCGCAAUAAGCCUUUCAAGUUUACACUUGGCAGAGGCGAAGUCAUUCGUGGUUGGGAUGAAGGAGUUGCACAGCUUUCUGUCGGCCAACGCGCUAAACUCAUCUGCUCGCCGGAUUAUGCCUACGGUAGUCGGGGACACCCAGGCGUUAUUCCACCAAAUGCUACUUUAACUUUCGAUGUAGAGUUAUUGAAGGUCGAGUAAACAGGUCCAGUAACUAAGUACGCUAAAAUUAUAAAUACAAUAAACAAGUAAGAACAAAAAAAGAUUAUAAUCAUCCCAAAAAAUGCUAGUUAGAAAUAGUAAAACAAGAAUUUUAUCUCAAACAAAUUAGACACAAAAUAGAGUUGUAGUAUGAAAUAUCACAAAAGUAUGGACAUGCGUUGCACAAUUGAUAAAUAUAUAAGUUCGAUUACAAAAGACUCGUAUUAAAGUGACAUCUAAAUUAGUGCAUUCCAUUGUAAUUACUCACAGUCGGGAGAAAAUGUGAAGAAAUCUGUUAAAAUGCAUUUAACGCACCAGAAUUGAAUUUUACUAUUUAUUAAAUGUUCUCAUACUUGUAGUGUUAUUAAAUCUGCAUUCAAUAUUACUUAAUGAAAUUAUUUCGAUGAAUUGAAUAAAAAUAAUUGUAGAAACUUAAAUAAAUUAAUUAAAAGCAA